AAGAGGAGACAAGGAAGACAGGAAGGGAGGAGGAGUGUGGUGUAGCGAUAGGCAGAUGCGGGUUGAGGCAAGUGCGGAAGAGGGAGCGAGGUGUUGUUGAUGAGGAUUGCGCCACACUCAUCUCAGUUGGCGCCGAGGGAGCAGUACUAGGUGAGGCGGUGGUCAAGGUUCGGCGAGACCAAGCAUGGAGUAUCGCUAGACAAGCCCAACAGCCAACAGCCAACAGCAGCAAGCACAAGGCAGAUGAGCCGGACGGACUAGCACGCUUCGCAUCCGCAGCAACGCGCGCAUCCAUCCAUGGCAGCAGCAGCACAUGGAGUGACGGCAAGGCAGGCGGGACGAGUGAGCUGCGUGCGUGCGUGCGUGCCAUGUCCGCCGUCCGAGCCAGCGGCAGCGGCAGGUUACUAAGUGAUGGGUUUAGUGGUUCGUGGCUCAUGCUCACCACGGACGACUGUUGUGGAUGGACGGCUCAUGCUCCCAAGGACAAGGCUCACGCUUCCUAA
This is a messenger RNA of Scutellospora calospora, 503 nucleotides long. Lineage: Eukaryota; Fungi; Glomeromycota; Glomeromycetes; Diversisporales; Gigasporaceae. The record is from the annotation of a GenBank genome assembly.